Pseudo-nitzschia multistriata is the source of this 1341-nucleotide messenger RNA. The record is from the annotation of a GenBank genome assembly. NCBI's taxonomy places the organism in Eukaryota, Bacillariophyta, Bacillariophyceae, Bacillariales, Bacillariaceae.
GAUAUAUUACUGUUUAACAAAAUCUGCUUUCUGCUUCUUCCGAUACUUACGAGCUGGACGAGACAGGAAAAGCAAUACCGCGUUUUUUUAAUUUUCUCUUGUUCUGAUGUUAAUGGACAUCACAACGUACCCCGUACUCCCAUACUGAAAGCACUUUCGAAAUGCCUUCGACACCAAUCAUAAGUUGUUCGACUGACAAAGCAGAAUUGGAUCGGCACUCGCGGAAUUCAUACCACAUAUCUGCGCAACCAAUAUCGUAAUAAGAUGGCUACCUCGGAAGUAAAAUCAAAGCAAAUGAAAAGCCUUGUCGGCGGCGUGUUGAAACGUAUCGUUGGGAAAAUGGCAAAGGAAAAGAGAAGUCGGAAGGUCAUCGACGUGUCAAAUUCGUUAAGCACAACUCUGUCAAAAAGAAUUGUGGACUGCGGACAAGAUUUAGACUUGACGCUGGUGAAUACCGAGCCAGAAGUCCUCAGGGUUUCACCGAUGGACACAUCUUGUGAGGUCACACUGAUAUCCUUUUCCGACGACGAGCCAGAGACGUGCUACAAGAUCUCUGUUAACCACGCAAUAGACCAGAAGCACGAGGAAAGCUAUCAUAUUGUUGUGAAUCACAGUCGUACCGCGAAAAACUUUGACGACGAUCAUCAUUCUGUUGGUGAAACGAACGAUGUUGCUCAGGAACUGACGAACAAGAGUGCUACUCAAGAUAUGAAUGAAGCGUUACCUUCCUCUCACUUGGAACAUGAGAUGCGCAAAAAUAUUUGUACGGAAAAUCGCGAUAGCGAGAAGAAUUGUGUGAUCCCUGAAUGUGUUGAUAGCAGCGACUACGAAUGUCGACGUCCUAGACAAGAUUUCUUUGUAAAGAAGGAUUCGAUUUUUUAUGAAUCGCUAUUUGUCGCAAGUGAUUCAGAAGACGACGACGAUGAGGAGGAGAACCUCUUAUUCCGUAGAAACAACAACCAAUGGUUCAUCGACGGAAUGGAAAAUAACUUUCCACCCAAGCAAAAUACAUCGAAACCUGACGCAUCUGACAAACCCUGCAGACUACUCAACAUAACACUUGACACUGCGGUAGAUGAUUUGAGUUUCAUAGAUGACGAGUACUCGAUGUAAAGUUUUGCAAAAGCACUUUGCAUUCAAUGCUUUUUUUCAUAGACUGUUCCGACGUAUAUUGCUUUGCAUGUCUACAAGAAUAUGGGGCAAACGUGUCAAUCAUCAAAGAUACGUCGCAACCUUUGUUCCGAUCAAGGAGCAAAUUAGACCAUGCAUUUCACCUUUUGAAGUGCACUACAUAUCAUAGGACAAUAAUACAUAAAUUUUAAAUUAAAAUAUGCUACACCA